Messenger RNA from Echinostoma caproni, 678 nucleotides. Lineage: Eukaryota; Metazoa; Platyhelminthes; Trematoda; Plagiorchiida; Echinostomatidae. The record is from the annotation of a GenBank genome assembly.
AUGCCCGAAUACGCGAGUGCCUCGUUGUUCAGUGGGAAUGGCAGUGUUCGACAAUGUUCCACCUUGAAUUCGGAUACCACGGAGGCGAUCAAAUCCAAAGGAACAACCGGUGAGACCUACUGCGUCCCGCAUCAGAACGGUUCACAUCAGCACUUCAGUUUAUGGACCAGUACGGGCCCCGGGCUGGUCACAUCCAAUCCGGCCGGAUUGAACAGCAUGGCCAACGGUCAUGUGCCCAUGCUAGCCAAAUCCGGAUUGGGAUUGAACCAUCCGAGUGAGACGUUCACUGGGAGCAGUUUGGAUUCCAGUGGUCUUUACUACCUAGCCAACGCGUCAGAUUCCGUCGGUCCACGCAACACGAGCGGUCUAGUCCCCGUGGCCGAAUCACAACCCCUAUUCCUGUCCACUUACGGGACCCAACCCGCAUCUUUGAUUCCUCUAACUGGGAUGGCCACUUUGUUAUCUCCGAGUUGUCAAAGGACCACGAAUUUACAUACGACCGAUUCCGUUUUUCCCUAUCCCACCCAGCUACGGCACAAUUUGUUCGAGUUGGCCCGCACAAAUGAGGUGCUACCAAAUCAAGGCGGUAACCCGAUUGAACCGUCCGGGUCAGACCAAAGCCCGGUUCUGUUGCCGGUGGCCACAUCGAAAGGCAAAUCUGGAUCGGAUCCUUCUUGA